Messenger RNA from Centruroides sculpturatus (bark scorpion), 457 nucleotides. RefSeq names its product glutathione hydrolase 1 proenzyme-like. Gene Ontology annotation, biological process: glutathione catabolic process. The record is from RefSeq and is a predicted model, not a curated record. The coding region runs from base 62 to 442 and encodes 126 amino acids. The transcript is spliced from 3 exons. Lineage: Eukaryota; Metazoa; Arthropoda; Arachnida; Scorpiones; Buthidae. Gene Ontology annotation, cellular component: plasma membrane. Gene Ontology annotation, molecular function: glutathione gamma-glutamate hydrolase.
GCUUUCUAAACAAGAAAGAGAAUUCUUAGUCGUUAUCACAUUUUGUGUAUUUGUGGUAGCCAUGCCAAUUACGUGCUACUCCGUACUUAGACUUUAUCCCGAUAAGGACUUUUCUGUGAGGCAACACUUGUACACGCCUUCCGACUCUAAAUUAGGAGUUUAUGAUAAUGCAGUAGUGUGUACGGACACGAAACCCUGUGCCGAAAUAGGAAAAAACAUACUGUUAAGAAAAGGCAACGCCGUGGAAGCAGCCAUUGCUACAUUAGUAUGUAUGGGUGCUGUAAAUUGUCAAAGUAUGGGCUUGGGUGGUGGAUUUCUCAUGACAAUUUACAAUAAUAGGAGUAAAACAGUAAAGGUAUUGGAUUCCAGAGAAGUAGCACCUUCAAAUGCGACAGAAAAUAUGUUUGAAGGUUUUAUAGAUUCUGCUGAAGCUGGUGAGUAAUAAAAGAACUAACAG